Messenger RNA from Kuraishia capsulata CBS 1993, 2529 nucleotides. RefSeq lists its product as uncharacterized. The coding region runs from base 1 to 2529 and encodes 842 amino acids. The record is from RefSeq and is a predicted model, not a curated record. NCBI's taxonomy places the organism in Eukaryota, Fungi, Ascomycota, Pichiomycetes, Pichiales, Pichiaceae. The transcript has a single exon.
AUGACAGAGUCAUUUCAGAACAACAGAAGUGAUGUCGUACACAUGUUGAAGCAACUGGACUCUAAUCUCCAGUCAUACGUUGCUCUCUAUGAUGCUGAUGGACUUGCCGACGAGAUCAAACGCGCUUCGCUGUCCACAACACAGGACUACAAGGAAGGCUACUCCCAGAUAGCAGAUCUAAGUCGAAAAGAGAACGAAUACGUGCUUCAGUUGGAUAUAGCUAACAAAUUAUGGUUUAUCAACGGGCUUCUCAAUGAACUGGCCAUCAUCGACACUGUGGAUGACGCCCAGCAUGACGAUUGGCAUUUCGUUGACUUGGUUUCUUCAGUAUCGAAUUUGGAGAAGUUGAGACAAAAAGUGUUAGAAUUCGAGACCCAUGUUUCAAAAAAUUUGGCAAAAAAUCACGAAGGGGACGUUGGUAGCAUCACCAUCAUCAAGGACAUACAGAAAAGACAAGAGUCGUUCGACUUGAAAAUUAAAAAAUUGGUUUCAAUGACUGGAAAAGCGCAUCUGGAGACUAAGGAAGAUUCAAUUAUAUUGCAUAAUGAGUUCAAUGGGCAGGAGUUUGGCCAGUUCUUGGAUUCUGUGGCUACUGCUUCGGCUACCAUGAGGCUUGCUAGCUCUGACGUUCUAUUCAAUUGGACCAAUACGGUAUACCAAUGGACUGAAAAUAUAUUAAAACAACUUGAAAAUGAUGCAGGCCUUCUGAGAUUCAGUAAGGACCCGGAAAUCAGCCAUUUGGUCUUCCUACCUAAAGGCACCUACAGUCUCUCUGAUCUCAUUGAUACCACAAACAUCGCAGAAGGCUCGCAGAGUAUACAAAAGUUUGUGUUUUCAAUCACCAAUCUAGUGGAAUUUGUGGAUGAGCUUGUGCAUUUGUCAAAUAUUGGAUCAGGUAUACGAAAGCCAUCAUCCAAACUGAAACAGCAGCUGGUGAAGCCCAUCUUAGCAUCUCUGAAACUUCAGGUUUUCAACCCCAGAAACAAAAGUUUGAUUUUUUCGCUGGUUUCUGAAAAAUUAGGAUUGAAAACUGAUCAGUCAGCUAACUCUGGUGACCUGUUAUCGUCUCUUCUGGAAAGUCUAUCAGGUGAUGGGUGGUACAGCUCAAGUUCCGGUGCUAUUGAGACAUGGCUUGAGGACCCUCUUGGAUAUUGGUCUGAAAACGAACUGGAGACCACGAUUGAGAACCUCCGGGCUUUUUGCAUUGAGCUGAAGAAGAUAACACAAUCGUCUGUCCCCAAUAGCAUGUUCACGAAGCUUUCCGUGAACGAGACACAUGGUGGGUUCGAAAACACAGAAAUGAAACCGGAAUCUCCACAGGUACCACCAGCCACCAAACCAGACAAUGAUGAAUGGAAUUCCCAGUGGGAUGAAGACAAUGAUGUCGAUGAUGCCUGGAACAAAGAAAUUGAUCUUGACGUUGAUGAUGUUUCAGAGAAGAAAGAUGACGAACUUGAUGCUAAUGCCGAUGAUAAUGGCUGGGAUGACUGGAAAGAUGACGAUGAUGACUUGGGAUGGACUGAGAAACCCAAGCCUAAAACCCAACUCAACUCGCCUUCUGAGUUGUCAAAAUUGCCAAAAGCCCAAAAAGCAUUCACCUACAAAUCGUCCCAGGUUCCAGCAAAGCUUCUUGCUCUUUUUGAAGACUUCUUCAACAGGUCGGAAGAGCUCACGAACCACUCACAACUAUCUUUUCCGCAGUCGAAGAGGAUACGACAGAGUUUCAUCGAAAAGUUCAAGCCUUUUGCUCUGUCGUUUUUUGCCAUGGUUUCGAGGGACUGGAAACAGUACUACCCCUCUCCAACUCUGUUAUACAACGAUUUCGGUAAGCUGCUGGAGUUAGCACACACUCAACACAAAGACUUUGAAAAUACACUAGUUCCCGAACUGCUCAUUCUCCAAGACCUUAAUACGAGAUUCAUUCAAUCAAUGAUACUCAGUAUCCGUACCUCAUUGGACGAGGCCGUCAACAAAGCCGAGAGAAUACUUUUUGUGGAUGACAAUGACAUGUUCAGCGCGGAUGACAUGUCGAUAACGGCUUCCAAAUUAGGACACAAAGCUAGAGAGGUCUUUGACGAGGUAUUCCAGGCAUUCUACCAAAACACAGAGACGUUCGAGUAUAACGAGACUCUCAACAUGUCGAUCAUCUCCACAACUAUUAACCAUUUCUACUCUAACAUCAUCACGAAACUGAUUUCAAGAAAGUCAAUUGGUGAGGCAGAGUCUGAUGUAUUAGCUCAAUUGAUUGACUAUAUCCUCAUGGCAACGGUUCCGGCCCCAAUCAGUUCAAGCAAUUCCACCGUUGCCGCACUUCCAGCCGAGCUGAAGAAGUCGCCCAGUUUUCACAAAUUGGCAAAUAUCAAGACAAUCUUAACAUCGCGACUUAACGAUAUCUUGAACCAAUUUUACGAGGGUGUUUUCUUUGACAUGGAGACAGAAGAGAUGAUUUCGCUUUUGCAUGCGCUCUUCACCGACUCACCCACGAGGAGGUCGGUGAUAGACGAGAUCAAGGAGAUCCGGUCCAGUUGA